This is a messenger RNA of Daldinia decipiens, 674 nucleotides long. RefSeq lists its product as uncharacterized. Lineage: Eukaryota; Fungi; Ascomycota; Sordariomycetes; Xylariales; Hypoxylaceae. The transcript has a single exon. Bases 86 to 586 code for a protein of 166 amino acids. The record is from RefSeq and is a predicted model, not a curated record.
GGUAAAGCCAUCUAGUGUUGAACAAUCGUGCUGUUCGCAGCUGUCUUCCGGAAAUCGCCUCUCUUCGUUUAAGCCAAUUCAGACAAUGGAUCAGACAAUGGAUAAGUAUACGUCGCCGUGCCCAUGCACCACCCAACUCACGAGAAGCAAGAGUUUGUUGCGCAAGUUCCUGGCGUUACGAAAGCCAACUAUAAAGCGAACUCGGUCCGGAAGGUGCUCGGAAUGCAAGAUAGCACCGCAUCGUGAAGGCCAGGUGUUAUAUCAGCUUCCGGAGGACGUCGAACAGCUCGCGGGGAGGACAAACCCUCGGCAAGAUGUGAGAGGACACGAUGCAGAUAACAUCGCGUGUCGCCUCUCGAUUAUCUCUAUGGUUGCUAGGUUUACCCAUGGCCUGGAGCAUGAAGAAGAGAUCGAUCUUGCGGAGAGGGUUUAUACACAGCUGAAGAUGGAGGGCAGCCCGUUAGUCGAUAUGAGAUGGGUAGGCGGCUUGGAUAAACUCCCAGAUGUGGUGUUUGAGCACCUCCAUACGGUUAUGAAGAACCAGCUCGGAUCAUCUUAUAGCUUCGACGAUUCUAACGAGGAGUAAAUAUUCGUUUAGUUGAACGAUGAAGAUGGUAAGUACCCUGGGUAGGUACAUUCUGUGGCUUUUCUUUUGCCCGGUUAGGACAAUGAUG